Molecule: messenger RNA, 589 nt
Organism: Lolium rigidum
Lineage: Eukaryota; Viridiplantae; Streptophyta; Magnoliopsida; Poales; Poaceae
Exons: 5
Coding region: 143-589 (148 amino acids)
Source: RefSeq, a predicted model, not a curated record
AGGUUCUUUGGUCCGGCCGCUGACUGCUUCUGAAGAUUAUUGGGGGCUGCCUCUUCUGCGCUAAGAGAAAAAAAAGGUCCUGGUUUCUGAGGAUUUCACAAGAAUCAGGUGUGACUGUGUUGUGUUGUCUGCUCCUGUCAAGAUGCUGAUCAACCUGCUUUCUGAGAUUCACAAGGAUAGCCGUCAGUGGACCAUAUGUGUUCUUGUUUCCCGCAUGUGGCACUACCGUGGAGGGACCGACGAGGGUCCUAUCAAACACACUGAUCUGGUUCUGAUUGAUGAGCAGGGAAGCCAUAUGUAUGGUCAGCUCCCUCCAGCCACGUCUGAGUGCCUCAAGGAUGUGCUGCAAGAGGGGAAGGUUUUUGUUAUCAGGAAAUUCCUGUGCAACUCGUCCAAGACAAAUUUCAGGCCUGUAGAGAGCCCUUUCAUGGUUCAGUUCACUAAGUUUACCAUUGUUGAGGAGAGGCCUGGGUUGGAAGAUGGUUAUCCAUUCUGCACCUACAACCUGACUUCGUUUGCUGAUAUCCCCGAUCGCAGUGGGCCUCCUACACGCUUCAUUGAUGUUAUUGGAAAGAUAUCUCGGACUUAG